AGUAACCGAAGAACAGUGUAACUAAACUAAGCGCCACGAGUGAAGAAAAAAAAAGAAGAAGAAAAGAAGUAGUCGUCGUCGUCGUCGAAUUGAAAUCCUGUAAAAGGAGAACGAGAUAGAUAUAUCUAUCUAUCUAUAUCGUCGAUUAUCGAAAGAGGGAAGAAGGAACGAAAAGAAGGAAGGAAGGAAGGAAGGAAGGAAGGAAGGAAGGAAGGAAAAGAAAGUCUCGGGUGGAGAAAUUCCCGCGCUUGAAAAACCCGACGAUCAUCAGGCCGACGGGAGUUCGAGGAGAGGGUGAAGGGCGUCGUGGAGGGGGGAGUGAUGCCGGUGAGGGUGGCACAGCGCCCCCCAGGUGGAAUACCACUGCACGCCGGCGUGCCGGUAGCGCCCAGCAGCGUAACCGCCUCCGGUCCGUCGGGCCGGUGCCUCGGGGGCCCGGCAGCGCCCCCCGCCGGCUCGCCACCGCUGCCGCCCUCCUUGCAAUCGCUCGGCGGCGGUGUGAGCAACGCGAACAGCGCCGCUGGCGCGGCCAGCAACGGGUCCAGCAACGGUAACACCGGGAACACCGGCAGCAUAGUCGGGAACAGCACUGGUCAGGGGGGGAUCAUCGCGACCCAAGGCGUGACAACGACGAGCGGCGUCACCACGAAUCCCCUGCAGGCGAUGGCGUCGGCGGCGGCCUCGCUCACCCAGCUCAACAACAUGGCGAACGGCCCGCUGCCGCCGCUCGCGGCCACCGGGCCCACCGGCCCCCCUAGCCUGCCGCCCCCCCAGCCGGCCACCACGCCGACCCACGGGGGCCCGCCGACACCGCACGCCGGUGUCACGGGCGGGCCCCACCUGAACGGGGCCUCCCCAAGCCCUCACCCCAUGCCGCCCCACGGGAUGAUGAGCGGCUCGCCCCACGCCCCCCACCCGCACAUGGGCGGCGGCGGGCCCUCGCCCCAUCCUCACCACCCGGGCCCCCACAUGGUCGGCUCGCCUCAUCACCCGGGUCCACACCCGAUGGGCCCAGCCGCGGGUAUGAUGGGCCCGGCCGGUAUGCAGCCCCAAGCCGCGCCCGGCAUGUGCGGACCAGGACCAACCGGCCCGAUGGGGCCCCACGCUCAUCCUCAGGGACCCGGAGUACCCGGACAACCGCAUAUGCACAACGACCCGUUUUACUGCUCUCCCUUUGGAUCGCAUUACUUCAGUCUUUACGCGUCAAAAAUGAAAGAAUCGAACGGAAUAGUAUGUCAACUCUGCCAGACAUACGGUCAAAAAUCGUUGCCUGUCCCCAGGAGGCAUACUCCGUACUUUGGCCAACCGGACUACAGGCUCUACGAGUUGAACAAGAGGUUACAACAGCGUACAGAGGAGAGCGACAAUCUUUGGUGGGACGCAUUCGCGACCGAAUUCUUCGAGGAUGACGCAACCUUAACCCUCACGUUCUGCCUGGAGGACGGUCCCAAGAGAUACACGAUAGGAAGGACGUUAAUACCCAGGUACUUCCGUUCGAUAUUCGAGGGCGGCGUGACGGAACUUUACUACAAUUUGAAACACCCGAAGGAGUCAUUUCACAAUACCAGCAUAACCCUCGACUGUGAUAACUGCGUUAUGGUUACGCAUCACGGAAAACCGAUGUUCACGAAGGUAUGCACGGAGGGUAGAUUAAUAUUGGAAUUCACGUUUGACGACCUUAUGAGGAUAAAGUCGUGGCACAUGUCGGUGAGGACGCACAAGGAACUCGUGCCUAGAACUGUGGUCGGUAUGCAACAGGACCCGACGAUGCUCGAACAGCUUAGCAAGAACAUCACAAGGCAGGGCAUCACCAAUUCCACCCUCAACUAUCUUAGGUUAUGCGUGAUCUUGGAACCGAUGCAAGAGUUGAUGUCGAGGCACAAGGCGUACGCGUUGUCACCGCGGGACUGCUUGAAGACGACCUUGUUCCAGAAAUGGCAGAGGAUGGUUGCCCCGCCGGAGUCCCAGAGGCCGGCCAGCAAGCGGAGAAAGCGAAAGGGUAGCACGUCGGGACCCGGCAACAACGCGCCGCCCGCCCCCAGCAAAAAGAGAUCACCGGGCCCCAAUUUUUCUCUCGCGUCACAGGACGUGAUGGUUGUCGGUGAACCGUCGCUGAUGGGAGGCGACUUCGGCGAGGAGGACGAGCGGGUGAUCACGAGGUUGGAGAACACGCAGUACGACGCCACCAACAGCCUGGACCCGCACAGUCACGACGCCGGCGGGCCGCCCCCGCACCCCCAUCAAUUCCACUCGGAACCGACCCCGGGCAACUCUUGGCCCCCGGACCGUGGUCCCGGCCCGCCACAAGGAGGGCCCGGCAGCCAGGGAGUUCAAGGUGGGCAGGGUGGCGCAGCAGCGGGUGUACAGGGGACGCAGGACGCCAGUCAACAGCAACAAGACAAGAAGAGUCCCGCGGUGAGCCAGUGAGGCCAGGAGUCCCCGCGCCCCCCCACCAGGGGGCGACGGGGGCGCAGGCCCAAGAACAUGGCUCCCUAGCGGGGCGAGAACCCUAACCUCCCCGGCGCCUACUUAGCCUCGACCGGGUGCUCGGCCGGCAGGCUGCCACACGUUGGCCUGUCGCAUCCUCUGGCCUGCCAUCAGCCUGCCCUGUCCGGCCAUCACGCGGAGCAGCAGGUGCAAUUGGGCCACGCCGCGGCGGCGGCUGCAGCCGCAGCCUCCAUGGGGAUGGAGUCCUCGGAGCUGGUCGCGGUCGCCCAUUACCAGGCGCAGCAGCUUCAGCGGCAAUUGUUGGCCGAGCAGUCGGGUUCGGGCGGCAUGCUGCCGCCGGCUGCUGCUCAGCCUACUGGUGGAGGCUUGACGCAGUCGCUACAGCAGCCGCAGCAAGCUCAGUCUCAGGGCCAAGAUCCGCUGCAGAGCCUGAUGCAACAGCUCAUCUGUUUGCAACAGAUCGAAUACUUUUUCGCACAGCGUGGUCACAAGU
Molecule: messenger RNA, 2941 nt
Organism: Apis florea (little honeybee)
Lineage: Eukaryota; Metazoa; Arthropoda; Insecta; Hymenoptera; Apidae
Source: RefSeq, a predicted model, not a curated record